CACUGAGGUGUAAUCGCCGCACAGCAUGUCAAAGGUCGCCCGCCGGCCGCGACCACUUCAUUCUGAAAUCUUCUCGCCACAUCUCAAACCAUGCGCGCCUGGAUCUUGCUUGCACUUGCGCUUACGACUCUCGUUGUGGCCCCUGUCGAGGCAUGCCCCCUCGCAUCGCCCAAGAAAUCCAACUGCUGGUGCGACGCCACCAUGAACAAACCGAAAACCGUCGGCGACUGCGACAGCGCCAACCGCCAGCACUUCCACCAGAGCGCCCACAACGCCAAGACGAAGGGGGCCAAGUUUUACUUGUGCUGCGACAAGACCAAGUCCAAAUCGUAUUGCAUGACGAUCGCCCAGGCUGCGUCCUGCGGAUGGGAACAGGGGAUUGCGUUCUAUUAG
Aphanomyces invadans is the source of this 393-nucleotide messenger RNA. RefSeq lists its product as hypothetical. The record is from RefSeq and is a predicted model, not a curated record. The coding region runs from base 91 to 393 and encodes 100 amino acids. The transcript has a single exon. Lineage: Eukaryota; Oomycota; Saprolegniomycetes; Saprolegniales; Verrucalvaceae.